AAAUUGAUCAAACAGACGGGGAAUCAAAACUCCGGGAUCGGUCCUUAAAUCAAAAUUCCGUACCACGAAGGGUCUUCCUCUUUUUCUCCCGCGAAGUGCCUUCUUCCGCAUCUUCCAUUGUUCUCCCGCGGAUUGCCUUCUCUUGCAGCUUCCAUUUUUCUGCCUUUUGCAUCGCCGUCAUCCUUUCGCGGCUUCUUCUUCGUCCAGUCCUCCCCGUGAAGGGUCUUCACCUUUUUCACUGACAAGUCGCGUCUUCCCCCUACAGCUUCCACCCGCAGCUUCCCUCGCCGUCACCCAUUCGCAGAGAGGUCUUUUUCAAUUCUGGAAUCAAAAUUUUAGGCUAUCAAACAUAAAGAAACUGGAACUGGAAUUUUAAUUCCAAUUCCAGUUUGAGGUGGAAUUUUGAUUCUGGAAUUGUUGAGUGUCCUGAGUCUUCAGUAGCCUUUCAACAAUGGCGGAGAAGGCAGGAAAAGCACUACCCAAGUACCGGACGGAUCCUUCCUCAACCGGAAAAGCAGUGCCCAAGAGACACAUGGACUCUGGAAAGGUAACUGCUUCACAAAGAAGGAAUGGAGCAGAAUAUCCUGAUCCUCCAAUCUCUUCAGGAAAAUCAGGCAAAGGUGAAAAUCUGUAUAAAACAGGUGAGGCUGGUAAGAGCACGCCUGCAAAGCAGCAAACAGCAAGACCUGAAGAUGGAAGAAUAGAAGAUGAAAUUCCAAAGAAUGCUAAAUGUCUGAUGGACUGUGAAGCUGCUAUUAAGCUGGGUGAUAUUCAAGAGCAGCUGCAAGCACUGGCCAAUGACCCAACAGUGAAGAUACCAAAAUCAUUUGAUCAAGGCUUGGUGUAUGCGAAGAGUUCCACCCACUACUCGAAGCCAGAUUCUGUGAAGCAAGUUCGAGAAGUGCUCAGCAGUUACAAGCUCUCUGAUGUGGAGAUAUGUUUGAUUGGAAACACAUGUCCCGAAACAGUGGAUGAGGUUUAUUCUCUUGUACCAUCUGUGAAGGGGAAAGCACUGAUGAAAGAAGAAACCAUAAAGGACAUGCUUGCUACUUUAGCCAAACUUAAAGAUGCAAAGUAGGCAGCUGUUCUUGCUGCAUGUCCAGAUGGGUAAUGAAAAGACUUCUACUCAUGUUAAUUCGUACUCUUCGAUCCCCUUUUCUGUUUUGUUCUUUCAUUUUAUGUGGAGCUGAAAAGUGGGACCUAAUUUUACUUUUGUAAGGCAUGGGUCGUGGUCCCUUUGCUGAUACAGGCUCUGAAUUUCCAUUUGUAUAUAUUGGGUGAUAAGUCUGCCUCUUGUCUAAAAUGUAUUGGGCAUUGCCCUCUUUAAUUUUGUGAUUUUCAUUCU
Nymphaea colorata (pocket water lily) is the source of this 1345-nucleotide messenger RNA. Its product is annotated as DNA-directed RNA polymerase II subunit 4-like. The coding region runs from base 452 to 1078 and encodes 208 amino acids. Gene Ontology annotation, molecular function: nucleotide binding. The transcript is spliced from 9 exons. The record is from RefSeq and is a predicted model, not a curated record. Gene Ontology annotation, cellular component: RNA polymerase complex. Gene Ontology annotation, biological process: DNA-templated transcription initiation. NCBI's taxonomy places the organism in Eukaryota, Viridiplantae, Streptophyta, Magnoliopsida, Nymphaeales, Nymphaeaceae.